Mesorhabditis spiculigera is the source of this 744-nucleotide messenger RNA. NCBI's taxonomy places the organism in Eukaryota, Metazoa, Nematoda, Chromadorea, Rhabditida, Rhabditidae. The record is from the annotation of a GenBank genome assembly.
AUGUUGGAACCACUCGCAUUUUGCUAUCGAAGAGCCGUCGAUGCCGGUGUGAUAUGGCUAAAUGGAACCAAAUUCUUUCCUAUCUACGGGAAGCUCUGGCACAAUGCGCAGCUACGUUAUGCAGCCGAUGGAGGAACUAAUUUUGUUUAUGAUAAUUUGAAGCAGCAAAAUUUAACGGUUCCUCCCGAUCGGAUCGUUGGAGAUAUGGAUUCGAUUAGGCCCGAAUUGUAUGAGGCAUUGAAGGCUAGUAUCCCAAUCGAAAAAAUAGAAGAACAGGAAACGACUGAUAUGACAAAAACCUUCCGAGCGCUUAUCCGGGAUGCCAAGAAAAAUAAAAAACCGAUCAAUAUCGUCUACGCCCUUGGCGGAUUAGCUGGACGGUUUGAUCACGUAAUGGCGGCCUUAAAUACUUUGGUGACAGAAUCGACUGACGAUGUCUUACGUUGCAUUAUCCACGAUACAAAUGUGGUACUGGCACUAAAGAAAGGAAUUCACGACAUCGACCUUGGUGAAAAGUAUGAAACCUACACGGCCGGUAAAUGUGGUUUGAUCCCGAUUUGCCAAGAAGAGACAAUCGUUACUAGCAGUGGCUUCAAAUGGAAUUUAGUAAACGACGUGCUAAAAUUUGGAGGCAUGGUUUCGACGUCAAACGAGAUUGUUGCCCGCUUUCUCCAGAUCGAGACUUCAGCACCGUUGAUAUUCACAUUGGAAUUGAAGAAGGAAUUCGUUGAAAACGAUGGCGAC